Achroia grisella is the source of this 2085-nucleotide messenger RNA. Its product is annotated as ankyrin repeat domain-containing protein 13D. The record is from RefSeq and is a predicted model, not a curated record. Gene Ontology annotation, cellular component: cytoplasm. The transcript has 13 exons. NCBI's taxonomy places the organism in Eukaryota, Metazoa, Arthropoda, Insecta, Lepidoptera, Pyralidae. Gene Ontology annotation, molecular function: protein binding. The coding region runs from base 166 to 2019 and encodes 617 amino acids.
AGCAAGACAGAGAUAGUAUAAAAUGAAAUUAUUAUAAUAUUAAUUCUGAAAGUCCUUAGUUUUAAUAUAUUUUAAUGUUUUAACAUAUUGUUACUUUAGAAGUGUAUUUAAUAUUAUGACGAUAAUAUAUUUCGCGUUGUAAUUAGUGACGUUAGUUCUUAAACAAUGGCGUUAACUGCGGAGGAGGUAGCUCAGCGUUAUCCUUUACACUGGAUGGUGUGGAACAACCAGCAUGAAGAACUGAGGAGUGCUCUCGAGACUAAAAAUUUCACCACUCAGGACUUGGAAUUGAAAGAUCCUCGCGGCCGAACACCAUUGCUCCUGGCGGUUACCCUCGGAUACAUUGAUGCAGCAAAUGCUCUUCUCGAUGCUGGUGCUGAUGUCAACUGUGAGAAAGAUGGAUGGACUGCGGUCCAAGAGGCGACAGCGAGUGGUGACCCCGAGUUACUGGCGCUGGUCCUAUCUCGGCGCGACUACCAACGCGUACUGGUCCACUCCAUCAGCAUCCCCGACCUGCUGGACAAGCUCCGACUAGCGCCUGACUUCUAUGUAGAAAUGAAGUGGGAGUUCACGAGCUGGGUCCCCCUAGUAUCCCGUAUGUGCCCCUUUGAUACAUACAAGGUGUACAAGCGAGGGGGGAAUGUUCGUGUGGACACAACACUCGUCGGCUUCGAGAACAAUCGCUGGCAGCGCGGUGACCGCACCUUCAUAUUCAGAGGACAAGGCCGGACUGCAAGUCUAAUAGAGCUGGACCACGAGAAAGGUACGUCGUGGACUGAGCAUAUGGAGCCGAUUUGCCGGGCGAGCGAGUGGCCACCUCCGACAGUGGAUAUUAUAGAACAGCGGCUGAACACGCCAAUAGCCAUCAACUAUCUGGACACCGACAAGAUUAGCUUCGAGAGAAAUAAGAGCGGAAUCUGGGGCUGGCGGCAGGACAAGACGGAGAACGUGAACGGAUUCGAGUGCAAGGUGUUCAGCGCCAACAACGUGGAGCUGGUGUCCAAGACGCGCAGUGAGCACGUGCCGCGCGCCGCGGGGACAGGGCCCGCCUCCACCGCGCCCCUGGCAGAACUGCUGGCGAUGGCCGAGUCGCCCUCGUUCUCGGAGACCACGCCCCUCACCGCCACGCCAGACGAGGAUCCCGAAGAGGACAGCAAGUCCAAGUCGCCCCCGGUGACGUGGCAGGAGUACUUCAGCGGUGCGGGCCCGCCGCCCGGGGCCCCCGCGCGGGACGUGGGCCGGCCGCGGGUGGAGACCACCAAGGUGCAGAAGUUCCGCGCCACGCUCUGGCUCUGCGAGGACUACCCGCUUGAGUUGCAAGAGCAAAUAGUGCCAAUCCUGGAUUUGAUGUCGUCGAUAUCGUCCCCACACUUCGCCAAGCUAAGGGACUUCAUACAAAUGCAAUUGCCCGCCGGGUUUCCUGUCAAAAUUGAGAUCCCCCUGUUCCACGUGCUGAACGCUCGGAUAACGUUCGGGAACAUCUUCGGCACGAGCAGCCCCGUGCGGCACGUGGACUGCAUCCAGGAGGGGGAGCGGCCCGCCUGCGUCCUCGACGACGCAUGCUUCGACAUCGGGCGCGGGUACACCGACGCGGCCACCACCACCACCCACGGCGACGACGACGGCCUGCUGCACUACGCCAUCCGGCAGAGCAUGCUGGACCCCGCCGCGCACCAGCCCGACGACCAGGUGGACGUGUGGGAGGCGCUGCGGGGCGAGCGGCCGCGGAAUCCCUCUCCCCCGCACGAGCUGCCCUCCCCGCCCUCACCCUCCGGGCACGGCCUGCUCACCCACGAGGAGUGCCAGCUGCAGAGGGCGAUCGAGGCGUCACUGCGGUCCGUGUCGCUGCUGCCGGCGGCGGAGGGCGAGCCGGCCGCGGAGCGCGAGCAGGACGUCGACGACGAGCUGCAGGCCGCGCUCGCAGCCUCCGUGCAGGAACACUCCGCGCGGCAGCACCAGCUGCUGGCGGAGCAGCGCGCGCUCGACGAGGCGCUGCGGCUCUCGCUGCUCGACAACUGACGAUCUCAAUAGAAAAUAUAAAGCGUCCACCAAAUGAAGACUUACGCCUAAACGUAUAAAGUUAGU